AUGGGCAACGUGGAGCAGCUAUCAUCCAAGGUUCACGAGCUGGAACACCGUCUCGUGGAAAAUCACGUGGAGGUAAGAGAAGUUAAAGAGGACGUCAGGGAACUUCGGCGUCUACUGGAGUUAUACUUCUCCACCAAGGAAAGGAGCCCUGAAGGGGCAGCCACCAACAACAACCGCCACCCAGAUCGGGCAAAGGGCUCCGGUGAACGACAGAACGACACCCCAACAACAGCAGUCAUACCCAAAUACAGUCAUCUGGAGUUCCCCUCAUACAGCGGCAGCGGUGACCCACUUGGAUGGCUGUACCACUGUGAGCAAUUCUUCCGUAAUCAACGCACGGAAGAGAAGGACAAGGUCAGCCUGGCAGCAUUCCACUUGACCGAUGAAGCACAGCUCUGGUUCUACCGAGUGGAGCAGGAAGAACCAGACCUUAGUUGGGACCAGUUCAAGUCAUAUUGCCUCCUCUGGUUCGGACCCCCAUUAACAAGCAACCCCUUGGGGGAGCUCAUUAACCUCAAGCAGACCGGGACCGUCGUGGAGUAUCAGCGGCAGUUUUAG
Nelumbo nucifera (sacred lotus) is the source of this 558-nucleotide messenger RNA. The record is from RefSeq and is a predicted model, not a curated record. NCBI's taxonomy places the organism in Eukaryota, Viridiplantae, Streptophyta, Magnoliopsida, Proteales, Nelumbonaceae.